AUUUGAACUCAGAAUAUAAAGGGAAGCAACCAAAUAUCUCCCAACAUUUUAUCGCUGUCUCUAUGCAUUCAACCAAAGGGAAAUUACUUUCAUCGCAAUUAUUGGUUCCGGUGUAAACAGACGGAUCACCAACAUGAAGGUUGUCUCUUUGAUCAGCGGUGGUAAAGACAGUACUUAUAAUAUGAUGCAAUGUGUGGCCGAAGGGCACGAAAUUGUCGCCUUGGCGAAUUUAAGACCACCUGAUGUAGACGAAAUGGAUAGUUACAUGUUUCAGACUGUUGGUCAUCAUGCUAUUGAUUUGUAUGGUAAAGCUAUGGAAGUACCAUUGUUCCGGAGAACCAUAGAAGGAAACUCCAAGAGAACAGACAGAGAUUAUGAUCUGACUGAAGGAGAUGAAGUAGAAGACUUGUACAAUCUCUUAAAAUUGGUAAUGGAAGAAGUUGAAGAAGUAGAUGCCGUAUCGGUGGGAGCUAUACUUUCAGAUUACCAACGUGUCCGUGUUGAAAAUGUCUGUAGUCGUCUUGGACUGACUGUACUUGCUUAUCUGUGGCGGCGAGACCAACAAGAACUCCUUGCUGAAAUGAUCGAUGCAAAAGUAGAUGCAAUUAUUAUCAAAGUCGCAGCUAUGGGACUGAUGCCGGAGAAACACCUUAGACUUUCGUUGAAAGAGAUUUAUCCAAGUAUGAUCCAGCUUCACCAAAAGUACGGUUUAAAUGUUUGUGGUGAAGGCGGAGAGUAUGAAACUUUCACGCUUGAUUGCCCAUUGUUCAAGAAAAAAAUACUCGUUGAUGAUAGUGAAAUUGUAUGCCAUUCGGAUGAUGCUUUUGCCCCAGUAGGCUAUAUAAGUUUCAAGUCUCUGCAUCUUGAAGUAAAAGAUGGUAUAGAUCAGUCUCUGGCAGAUUUGUCAAUGAAAUCCAGUAAAUUCCUAAUUGAUGAACUCUUUUCUGUUGAAGAGCAAGAGAGCUUGCAGUUUGAUAAAUCACAAGAGAACAGUGUUGCUGAAAAUCUUGCUUCAGUGGAAAUUAAACCGCCUUUAAUCAAAGAAUCCAAUGAAUAUUUUUGGAUUGCUAACCUUGUUGGCUGUGGAAGAGAUGUAGAAGCAGCAAGCCAGCAAGUGAUGGGUUCUCUAAAAGAAUCACUGUCUCUCUGUAAAAUUUCUCCUACUUUCAAAAAUAUUUACUCUGUACAUUUAUAUGUAAAAAAUAUGGAAACUUAUAGUGUGAUUAAUAGUAUUUAUAAGAAAUAUUUUGGAACUAACCCUCCUGUUCGGGUUUGUGUCGAAAUGGAUUUACCGUCAAAUAUACUUUUAAAGAUGGAUGUUGCAGGUAGUUCUCAAAUACAACAUCCUGAUAGGCAUACCAUGCAUGUGCAAAGCCUUUCACACUGGGCUCCAGCAAACAUAGGACCGUAUAGCCAAGCAGUGAAAAUUAACAUGGACCUUUUUGUUGCUGGACAAAUAGGACUCUGUCCAGCAACGAUGAAGCUUCCAGAACCGUUUUGUAUUAAAACUGAAGCCAGACUAUCUUUAAGACACGUACACCGAAUACUAAAAGCUAUGCAUGGAGAAUGUACUUUCCAGAAUAUUGCUUUGUGCAUUUGUUAUAUUACAAACCAAACAUUCCUUCAAGUGGCGAAAGAUGAAUGGGAGCGAAUGUUGUGCUUGGAUGAAGAUGCUUUUAGUUCUGAACUGAGUCCAAUAAUACAGUUUGUUGUUUUAUCUGGUUUACCCAAGAAUGCUCAUAUUGAAUGGGAUUGUAGAGCAGUCUUAACUGAACAAAGUGAUAUUAAAAAGCAGGAACAUACCAUUACAUGUGGCAGGCUCCAUUUAGAAUAUCGCAUUCAUGAAUGCAGUAAAAUCUCAGGGUUUAAAGGUUCUGUUUUAAUAACUGAUACAUUCUCAACUGAUUCCAUUUCAAAAGACACAAUGUUAAGCGAACUUUUUACUGUUAUUAACAACUUAGUCAAAGACAUGAAUACAUCUUGGGAUGAUAUUCCAACAAUUAAGGUUUUCUUCUGCAAAGAUUUUUUUGACUACACUGAAUUGGACUCAAAAUUACAAAAUGUACUCAAAGCUUUGUGUACUCCACUUUAUACUUUGUUACCUGUAAGAUGUCUAACGGAGACUUCCUGCAAAUUCUCUGUCUGUUUCUAGAUUGACAGAAAUAUUUCAAGCUUGGGUUUUCUGAUUUUAUUAAAAUAUUUAUCAGUAUA
Molecule: messenger RNA, 2211 nt
Organism: Octopus sinensis (East Asian common octopus)
Lineage: Eukaryota; Metazoa; Mollusca; Cephalopoda; Octopoda; Octopodidae
Product: diphthine--ammonia ligase-like
Exons: 2
Coding region: 134-2152 (672 amino acids)
Biological process (GO): protein histidyl modification to diphthamide
Molecular function (GO): diphthine-ammonia ligase activity
Source: RefSeq, a predicted model, not a curated record